AUGCAGUGCAGCUGCAGCUCCUCAGUGGGACACCUUUCAUCGCCGUACUGGAGCAGAACAGUGCUUUUCCCUGACUGGGCCUACAAACCAGCAUGGUCACCAGGGUCCAGACAGGUGCAGCUGUGGCACUUCCUGUUGGAACUGCUGGGUCGUGGCGAGGGCGGGGCCAUCGGCUGGGGAGGAGAAUGGGGCGAGUUUGUCAUCAGGGACCCCGAGAGGCUGGCCAGGCUGUGGGGAGAGAGGAAGGGGAAACCGCACAUGAACUACGACAAGCUCAGCCGGGCGCUCAGAUAUUACUACAACAAACGCAUCCUGCACAAGACCAAAGGGAAAAGAUUCACCUACAAGUUCAACUUCAGCAAACUCAUCCUCGUCAACUAUCCAGGACAUCCUCCACCUCCACCAUCAUCCGGUCAUCAGCUGGUACAGAGCAGCCCUCUUCCCUUUCCUCUCCUCCCCUCUGAGAGUGGUCUUCCUUUGUGUGGAGGAGCGGGCUCAGUGAUGGACGGAGCAAUCCUCCCCAUGCCUCACCCCUUCCUACUCCCAUGCUGCCUCCCAAAACCCAUCCCCACCCCUCACGCUCUCCACGGCCACUUUCCCUUCAUCUCCACUCCUGCACAUCCAGGGUCCAACCCAAGGGAGCUGAGGGAGUCAGGUCUGCCACCUCUGGCCUCUCUCGGUGCUAACGUCUGGCCCCACAAGAGCACUGGUGGCUGGGAUCAUAUGAACCACAUCAGCCGAGGCUUGUUUGUCGAAGCAAAGCAGACUGAAAGUGAAGGAGAGGGGAGGAGAGGGAAGAGUGAUGCACAGAAGAGGGAGAAGAGGGAGUGA
Molecule: messenger RNA, 831 nt
Organism: Cheilinus undulatus (humphead wrasse)
Lineage: Eukaryota; Metazoa; Chordata; Actinopteri; Labriformes; Labridae
Product: ETS domain-containing transcription factor ERF-like
Exons: 5
Coding region: 1-831 (276 amino acids)
Biological process (GO): cell differentiation; regulation of transcription by RNA polymerase II
Cellular component (GO): nucleus
Molecular function (GO): DNA-binding transcription factor activity, RNA polymerase II-specific; sequence-specific DNA binding
Source: RefSeq, a predicted model, not a curated record